AUGGCAUGGAAUGGAAGCAGCCAAGAAAUAUUUGUCUCCUGGGGUCUAGAGACCCAGACAUACACGGUCCUUCCCAUGGAGAACAUGACAACAUUGCCCCAGAAUAGCUCCUUAGCACCAUCAGAGACAUCUGUUGACUCACCUCACCAAGGCUGGGCUACUCUUGACAUUUUCUGCAUAAUCAUCUUUGGAAUAAUAUUCAUCAUGGGUACAGCUGGCAAUAUGCUUGUCAUCUGGGUGGCUGGUUUCCGUAUGCCUCGUACCGUCAACACCGUGUGGUUUGUCAACCUUGCUAUUGCUGACUUUGCUUUUUGCCUCUCCCUACCCCUCAACAUGGCCUUUGUGAUUCUGCAUAGAAACUGGCCAUUUGGUCGGGCUCUCUGCAAACUCCAUGGUGCCAUGAAUAAUCUCAACCUCUUUGCCAGUGUCUUCCUAGUGUCCCUCUUUUCUGUGGACCGCUGUGUAACCAUUCUUUGGCCCCUUUGGGCCAGGAAACACCGAAGGCCACAACUGGCAGCCCUUGGGGCUAUGGGAGCCUGGAUCAUGGCCCUUGCCUUCUGUAGCACCUCACUGAUAAUCAAGGACACAAUUACAUACCAAGGUAUCACCUACUGCUACAACAACUAUGAUAUCUGGAAUGAAACCCAUGGGAACCAUGAGCUGUGGAAGAAGAUUGCCAUCCCUCGGUACCAUGCCCUUAUUAUCAUCCGUUCAGUAUGUGGAUUUGUGGGGCCAAUGGUUGUCAUUGUGGUCUGUUAUGGCCUGAUAAGUGCCAAGCUUUGGCAGAAUCAGCUUGCAUCAUCUGGCCGGCCCUUUCGGGUCCUUAUGGCUGUGGUUGUUGCCUUCUUCCUCUGCUGGCUGCCCUUUCAUGUGCUCCAGUGGGUAGAAUUCAUUUCCUCAUUGAAGAACCAUCAGGUCCUCUAUACCAUUGUCCAACGCCUGGGUGCAGUUGUGACCUCCCUGGCCUUCUUGAACAGCUGCCUCAACCCAGUCCUUUAUGUUUUUAUUGGGCGUGAUUUUCGUGAGCAGUUGCUCCACUCUCUGCCAGUUGCUGUGGAACGAGCCUUGGCUGAGGAGCCACAGAAUGAAGGACAUCCCUGUUGCAGGUUGCAAGAAUGUAAGGUGUCCUUGGAUCCUGCCUCCACCCCAUCCCCAUGUGUAGCUAAGUUUAGAAGGCUUUAA
This is a messenger RNA of Trichosurus vulpecula (common brushtail), 1182 nucleotides long. RefSeq names its product N-formyl peptide receptor 2-like. Gene Ontology annotation, molecular function: complement receptor activity; N-formyl peptide receptor activity. Gene Ontology annotation, biological process: positive regulation of cytosolic calcium ion concentration; inflammatory response; phospholipase C-activating G protein-coupled receptor signaling pathway. Gene Ontology annotation, cellular component: plasma membrane. The transcript has 2 exons. Bases 1 to 1182 code for a protein of 393 amino acids. The record is from RefSeq and is a predicted model, not a curated record. Lineage: Eukaryota; Metazoa; Chordata; Mammalia; Diprotodontia; Phalangeridae.